Oncorhynchus kisutch (coho salmon) is the source of this 998-nucleotide messenger RNA. Its product is annotated as perforin-1-like. Gene Ontology annotation, biological process: T cell mediated cytotoxicity; defense response to virus; immunological synapse formation. The record is from RefSeq and is a predicted model, not a curated record. The coding region runs from base 111 to 998 and encodes 295 amino acids. NCBI's taxonomy places the organism in Eukaryota, Metazoa, Chordata, Actinopteri, Salmoniformes, Salmonidae. Gene Ontology annotation, cellular component: membrane. The transcript has 5 exons. Gene Ontology annotation, molecular function: wide pore channel activity.
AGAAAAACAGACAGACAGAGAGGAGGGAGAGACAAAACUUCAUCACUGACUCCAGAUCUGAGGACAAACUCAUCUGAAUAACCACUCACACCAAUUCAAACAGUUCAGUAAUGCCUUUAUCAGCCCCUCCUCUCUUCUCCCUUCCUCUCCUCCUUCUGCUUUCUCAACUGGACUCCGCCCUCACCUGUCGUACUGCCAGCCAAUCCCAGUGUGACUCUGCACCCUUUGUCCCCGGUCACAACCUGGCAGGGGAGGGUUUCGAUGUGGUGACCCUGAAACGUAAAGGGGCCUACCUGAUUGACCUGAGGACCUACCUGUCCCCCAGUAAAACCUGUACACUGUGUAGUAACCCCCUACAGGGGAACGAGCUGCAGAAAAUACCCCUGUCUGUUGUAGACUGGAGGCCCUACAGCCACUGUACUGAGGAUAUCUCCAGCCACUCUCAUGCGUCUGUCAGUAACCUGGCACAGUCCACUACCAACGAGAUCUCUACAAAAUGGAAGGGGGGUUUGAGUAAUGAGGCGAAGGUGUCUGUAAGCGUACCUGUGGGACCGGUGAUUGUGAGUGUGGAGAAGGAUGUGGGUGCUAGCAUAGAGAUGGGAGGGUCCCAGUCGGAUGUAGCCAUCUUUGCCACGACCAAGACCAAAGAGGACCACCACUCUUUCUUCUCACAGAACCUACGCUGCUGUCACUACAGUUAUCGCACGCCAAACACUCCAACUCUCAGCGAUGAGUUCCGUAAGGACAUUGAUCGUCUGAGUCCAUACUCUAAGACCUCUAAGGCCCAGUACCGUCGGCUCAUAGACACCUAUGGGACUCACUACAUCCGCCAAGUUGACCUGGGAGGCCGGCUGACGAUGACCACAGCAAUACACACCUGUCAGGCCUCACAUAGUGGCCUCUCUACAAACCAGGUUUACAUCCAUCUAGUCCAGGGUUCUCCAAUCCUGUUCGUGGAGAACUGUCCUCCUGUAGGUUUUCGCUCCAACCCUAGUUGA